This is a messenger RNA of Cotesia glomerata, 2672 nucleotides long. RefSeq names its product MICOS complex subunit Mic60 (gene Mitofilin). The coding region runs from base 268 to 2484 and encodes 738 amino acids. The transcript is spliced from 15 exons. The record is from RefSeq and is a predicted model, not a curated record. Gene Ontology annotation, biological process: cristae formation. Lineage: Eukaryota; Metazoa; Arthropoda; Insecta; Hymenoptera; Braconidae. Gene Ontology annotation, cellular component: MICOS complex.
UUCAUUAGCGAUACUCAACACUGCUGCUUGCGCUCUGAUCUUUCGACGAUUUGAAAAUAAAAGAAAAAAAUCCAGUUCAUCAGCUGUUUUUAGUUUUCAAAGAAAGGGCAAGCAGCGAAGCGCAAGAAAACGCAUAAAAAAUGGGAAUCAUUUUUAAAAACUGUCUCAAAUAAUAGUUCAAUAUUUUGCAUUUCUCUAUUAUUGCUUAAAUUUUUACAUUAGAAAAACAUAAAUUUUUUAUAAAUUUUGAUUCCGGAUUAAAAUAAAAUGUAUCGUGUCGGCUUUAAUGUUUCGAAAAAUUCAUUUUGUCAAAUUUAUAAAGUUGAGAAAUUUGAUAAUUCAAGGUUGUAUUCAGCGGUUCGGAGCAAAGCUUUGCAAAAUCGCAAUAAUGUCGAAAACAGAUUGUCGCAUCGUUUAUUAGUAAGACAUUCAUCAGAUGGCUACCAAAGCAAUAAAAAAAGUAAGAGUCGAAUCGGUCUCUUGGCUGUCGGUUCACUUACAUUAGGAACAAUCGCUAUAUUAGGAUAUGCAAAGAAUAAUAGAGAAUUUAGAGACACUCUUGAUAAGUGGAUUCCUGGAGCUGAUGAAACAAUAAAAUUGAUAUUUUUAGAAGAAAAUUCUUUUAUAGCUUACAUUCGUGAUUUUUUCAACAAUUUCAAGCAAAGUGUCCCGUUUGGAAUUUUUGAUACUACAAAAGAAUCUGAAAUUACGAAACCGAAAGAAGAAAAAAAAGCUUCAAAAGCAAUCAUUGAGGCGCCAAUUGAAAAGAAGCAAAAAUCCGAGAUUUCAGUCAACACUGAUAAUAAACCGAAAAAAACAAAAAAAGAUGAAAUAGAAGCUGAGAAUAAUCUUCCUCGUCCAUCUUCAAAAGAUUUGAAUCAAGUGAAAGCUACGAGCCUAGAUGAUUUAAAGAGAUCAUGCAGUCAAUUAGCUACAAAAGUAAUAAGUGAAUAUGAAAAUGCUAUACAAGUUGUCAACAAUUACAAUCGAGGAAUUGCGGAAGUCGUUGAAGCUAACGUUUCAACUGUACAUUCAUCGUCAGUUUGGAAAAGAUUGAAAGAAGAUUUAGAGAAGCGGAAAAAAAUUAUCCAACAAGUUGAUAAAUUCACCUCCGAUGCUGAGCAAGAAAUAAAACAAUAUUUGAGUUCCAUGAAUUCGAAAUUCGAUAUACCGGAUACAAUAAAAUCAGAAGCUCGUAACUUCGUUGAUAAACUUUUGACUGAUCUUCAUAAAGCUAAAAAAAAAUAUGAAGACGAAAAAUCCAAUGUGAAGAUCGCUGAAAAAUUCAUGGAUAAAAUGAAUAUUGCUAGGCAACAUUUUCAUGAAGAACUUCAAAUAUUGUUCCCUGAUAUGAAUGUAAACGAUGGACUAUUGCCUAGUAGUGACAAAGCAUUCGAUCUCUUUGUACUUUAUAUGUAUAACAAAGUCAACUAUUUGAAAUCAGAGUUAGAUAAACUUGAAACCAUUGGGAAUGAAAAACUGAAAGCUGCAUUGAAUUCCUCCGGGGCAAGUGCGGAUGAUAGCAAAAUAAAUGAAAUUGUUAGUAGAGAAUUAAACAAAGAAAAGCGACUUCUUCAAGAAGAGUUUGAUAAAAAGCUUUUGGAAGAAAGAAAAAUUUUUAUGGAAGAACUUCGUAAGCAACUGAAACUCCAAGCUCAGAUUAAUGCAGAUCAACUGAAGGAAACUCUUGAAUUAAAGGAAAGAGAAACUGAACGGUUAGUAAACCAAACUCUUGAAGAAAAAUUAGAAAAUGAAUCAAGCAAUUAUAAAGCACAACUCGGAGUAGUUGUUGGGCGUUUGCGUGGAUUAGAUGAAGCCCUUAAAUUACGUUUAUCGGAAGAAAAAGGAGCAUGUGAAGUACAAGUACUUUGGGCUGCUUGUCAAGCAUUAGCAAGAGCAGUAAAAGCUACACCACACAGUAUUUUAGAUGAUCAACCACUAAAACCACUGGAAUUAGAAAUAAAAGCCGUUUCAAAAGUUGCUCCAAAAGAUGAUACUCUGGUCCAAGCAACUCUUGCUGCCAUACCUCAAGAAGCUGUAAAACGAGGUGUUUUUACGGAAAAUGUUCUAAGAGAACGAUUUUUAAAGGUUGAACACAUGGCAAGACGACUCGCUCUUGUUCCCGAAGAAGGUGCAUCUUUACCAAUUUACUUCUUGAGUUAUCUCCAAAACUUUUUACUCGUUAAGGCUGAAACUCCUAUAACAAAGAGUGAGCUAUCUGAUGAACCAAUUGAUGUCAAUAAACUCGAUACAUACGAUAUUUUGAAUCGUGCAAGAUAUUGGCUCGAUCGAGGAGAUUUAAAAUUGAGUCUUAAGUAUAUGAAUUUAUUGAGUGGAGCGCCAAGAAGCGUAGCUAAAGAUUGGAUGAAUGAAACAAGAAUUUUAUUAGAAACACAACAAGCAGUCGACACUUUAAUUGCUUAUACUGGGGCUAUAGGACUUUUAUUUCUUGGUAGCGAACAGCCAAAAAAGGUUGACCAUUAAUUAAUGAACAAAAUAUUUAUCAAUCUGUGCUUCACUGUUCUAUCAAUAACGAGCGCAGACAUCAAUAUGAUAUGAAUUUUCUAUUCAGCCAAGAAAAAAAAAUAGAUAUUUGUAUAAUUAAAAAAUUAGUAAUGUAUAUUUGAAUAUAAUUGUUGAAGACCCAGUUAAUUAAAAAUUUAAAAAUCUUA